Messenger RNA from Clavispora lusitaniae ATCC 42720, 1362 nucleotides. RefSeq lists its product as uncharacterized. The record is from RefSeq and is a predicted model, not a curated record. Lineage: Eukaryota; Fungi; Ascomycota; Pichiomycetes; Serinales; Metschnikowiaceae.
AUGUUUUGCCAGCUUCGACCUUAUCUUGCUAAACGAACACCCCUCAGUUUGCGCCAUGCACGUCUGUUUUCUAUCAACCCGAAAUAUAUGGGUGCUGUUCGGGGUUGGGGCACAAUUGCGAACAUCGCAGCUGGAGCCUACAUUGGGGGUCUUUUUGUGUGUUUGGGCUCAUUGUAUUUCGUAUACUACGAUGCGGAAAGCAGACAGCAUAUUCCAUUUGAGUUGCCGUUUGGUGAACAGUACACGGCAGUGAAGGCGAUCAGCAAAGACGACGUACUUAAGAGCCCACGGUAUGCGGUAAAACACUAUCGCCGCUUAUUGAUUGACUUGGCCCUCCAAGCGGAUCCGGAAUUGCAAUUUUCAGAAACGUUGCCCGAUGGUCUGCGAAACUAUGCUGUUCCACUUUUAAGCUCGGACACUUUGGUGUACCAUAAAACUCCAGAGUUUGCCAACUUCUACAUUGAUAUGGUUCUUCGGUAUGCUAAAGCGUUGUUGGCAAAGGGCCAGCUCGAUACUUCUGUGGCCAUAUUGAAGCACAUUGUUGAUGACGACGAAAUAUUCUAUAAAUUGGGCGAUGCUGAGAGAAUGUCACAAUGCUGUCGUAUGUUGAGCAAAGUGAGCCUGGUGGAUGACGAAAAGUCAAAGUACUUGGAACGGGGCGUCAACAUGUUGGCACAGACAUUUCUGCUGGUGAAGUUGCAAGAUAAUUUGCUCCAGGAAGGUUCCCGGAUAACGGACGAGCUCAUUCUCGCAUUGAACGCAUUGGCCUUCACUUAUGCUCGCCAGUCUGCUAGUGCAAAGGGAAAAACCAAGCAACAACUCUUGUCAAAAUCGCUUAACAUAUACCUCGCCAAUUUGAAGAGUCUUUCGGAAAUCAAGCUGGCCAUUGACUCCGGUGAACGCACCCAGGCGUCAUUCCCGUUGUUCAAUUGCGAUCCGGAGAACUUACAAAUGACAUGCGCAGAAAUAAAAGCUCAUAUCAGUGAGAUCUUGUGGGCCAAGGGAUACAAGAAAAACGCGGUUGCAUGGGGUGAAGAGGUGGUGGAGGAGAUAUAUUUUGACCACAACAACGUAAGUCGGGCGUCGCCAAUCUUGCUCAAUGUGCUAGAUAAUUUGGCCACCAUGUAUGACCAACUCCAUGAUAAAAAGUCCAAACAGCGAUGCGAAGGCUUGAAGCAUGACUUGCAGCUUUUCGAAGGAGAGCAAAUGUCAUGGUACGAUAGUGUGGUGAACCGCUUCACAAAAAUCAUCUACUACAAAGGACCUCUUGGAAUCUUGGAAAAAGCACUAAAGGAGAGAUUUGGGCAGCCAGAACGCAUUCCAGAUAUUGAAGAGUACGAGGAUGAGGACGAAGAGGUGUAG